Molecule: messenger RNA, 441 nt
Organism: Caenorhabditis briggsae
Lineage: Eukaryota; Metazoa; Nematoda; Chromadorea; Rhabditida; Rhabditidae
Exons: 3
Coding region: 1-441 (146 amino acids)
Source: RefSeq, a predicted model, not a curated record
AUGAAAAUGAACGUAUUCGUCUACAGUUCGAUUCCGAAAGGACAAAAUACGACUUAUUUUCUGUGGAUUUGCGACAACCAUCAAACAUCCAUAUUCACUUCGAAAGCUCACACUCUUGCUCUGGGUCAUUUUUUCGAAGGAAUCUUCAAAGAAACACCAAACGAGAAGUCAAAAUGGCAAUGUGUGAAGUACAUGAAACCUGCUGAACCUCUUCUGAAAGGAGAAAUGGUUGCAAAUCACGUUGUCCUGAGAACUUCAGUGGAGAAGUAUAAGCCAGAAGAUGCUUCGAAAAAUUGGUAUCCUCAAGUCCAUUCCAAGCAUCUCGGAAAGAUCAUCGACAACAAGAAGAAACUCUCUGAAGACUGCAAUGGACGCGAAAUCAAAACUCAGCUCUGUAAGGUUGGAGAUGAUUACAGAUGGGUUGUCAUUGAACUUCUUUAA